Messenger RNA from Paramecium tetraurelia, 480 nucleotides. RefSeq lists its product as uncharacterized. The transcript is spliced from 2 exons. Lineage: Eukaryota; Ciliophora; Oligohymenophorea; Peniculida; Parameciidae. The record is from RefSeq and is a predicted model, not a curated record.
AUGAUUAAGGCAAUUCUCAUCUGUGUCUUAUUAUUAUCAGUAACUGCAGGACAUGUAAGAAAAAGUCACAAAGCAGUCCAUAAUAAAAAAGCAAGGACCUUUAAUAGUGCAUUCAUUGAAUUUGAAAAUUUGGGAGAUAAAGAUUACCAUUUGAGCGCAAAAGAAGCAUAACAUUGGGCUCAAAUUACAUCAGACGUAGAGACUUAAACCAAAAAGCACACCUCAUUCACAGAAACUCAUGCUGAAUAUGUUCCAGGAGUUGUUGGAGAAGUACUCGAUCUUUCAAACAAUGCUGGAGUUAUUUCCUACACAGCAACCGACAUCAAUGGAAAUAUUCUUGAAUCUGAGACAGGAAGUGAUUUGGCAAGUAAAUUGAAUGCUGCCUAUCUUGAAACGACCUCAAAAAUUUAGGAUUCAACCGCAGAAUCUCUUUGAGAUUUAUUAUAUAAACAUAAACAAAUAUCAUAAUUAAAAUCUUUA